Messenger RNA from Notolabrus celidotus (New Zealand spotty), 2387 nucleotides. RefSeq names its product BPI fold containing family C, like (gene bpifcl). Gene Ontology annotation, molecular function: lipid binding. The record is from RefSeq and is a predicted model, not a curated record. The transcript has 16 exons. Lineage: Eukaryota; Metazoa; Chordata; Actinopteri; Labriformes; Labridae. The coding region runs from base 341 to 1789 and encodes 482 amino acids.
GAUUUUUUCUUUACACAUUUUAUCUGGUUUAGAACCGUAUCUGCUUUUACACCCCUAUUCUGACAGUUACUUGGUUAACACCGGCACAGAGGAAUAUAUAAAUAAACUUGUGAUCUCUCACAAGAGCGCAGACCUGUUCCAGUCUAUUUUCAAAUGUCAGUGAGUUUCACUUCUCAGCAAUACAGGAAGGAAAGCUACAGCUUUACAGCAGAGCAACAGUUCAGGGCAUCUGUUCAGAUGUACUACAAACAUCAGUAGCCAAAUUACAAACUUCCAAGACUACAAACGUACUUCAACCAGCUGUAAUUCAGCCUACAGGUAUUUGGUACUGUAACACCACAUGGAACCCAGGAGAAUGCUCCUAUCUGUGACCGUGGUGCUCAUGCUCAUUUCUUCAGCUUGUGGAGAAAACCCUGGGCUACAACUCGUUCUGAACAAUAAAGGACUUCAGUACGGAAAACAUGUAGGGGCAGGGUGGAUUCAGGACAAGCUGGAGCUCAUAACUCUUCCUGAUAUCAAUGGUGAAGUUGACCUUCGCACCUUGGGCACUGUAUACUACACACUAUCUGGCAUCAACAUAGUACAGUGCGACUUUCCAGAGCCGUCUGUGGAGUUCUAUAAAGACGCCACAGGAUUCAAGUCAUCCAUCUUGGGCCUCAGUGUUGCAAUAGAAGGCGAGUGGAGGACACAUUAUGGCAUAAUAAAAGACCAUGGAUCAUUCAACAUGGCCUUAUUAAGCGUUGAUGUGACCUCUAUCGUGAACCUGGGGAAAGAUCCUGAGGGGCGUCUAUCAGUUACUAGUGCCAGCUGUGAUGCUCAAGUUGGGGAUGUGAACAUUCACUUCCAUGGUGGAGCCAGCUGGAUCAUCCAGCGUUUUGUGAACUAUUUUAAGGGGCAUAUCAAAGGUGAAAUAGAGGGCAAAAUCUGUCCUGACGUUGAGCAAUCAAUUGUUAUGUUGGAGGACUCCCUGCAGGCCAUGAACGUUUCCUUCGAUGUGAAUCAAGACCUCAACAUUGACCUGCCUCUCAGUGGCUUACCCAUCAUUGAUGCUUCAAGCCUGAAUCUGGGUCUUAAGGGAGAGUUCUUAAGUAUCAAAACUCCGAAAGUCCCUCCCUUUGAUGCCCAACCUUUCACCAUACCUGAGCAGCCAAGCUACAUGUUGUCAAUGGGCCUGUCUGAAUACACUCUGAAUUCAGCCUCAUAUGGAUACUACUCAGCUGGAUUGCUCAAGGCCCUCAUCAAUGACAGCAUGAUACCCCCACGCUCUCCUGUGCACCUAAACACCAGCUCAAUGGGGCCUUUUAUUCCUCAGCUUCCUAAGCUUUUUCCAGACCUGCUGAUGAAUCUGCAGGUUUCUGCCACAGAUUUUCCUCUGUUUUCCUUCCUGCCUGGUGUUGUUGAUCUGGGCAUCCAGGGGGGUGUAAUGGCGUUUGCCAUCCAGAAAAAUGGCACUGAAACCGCACUGUUCGAACUCAAAGUUGACACAAAGUUCAGCAGUCAAGUGUGGAUCGCUGGGGGCAAAUUGAAGGGCUCCCUGAAAAUGAACAAUUUCACACUCACGCUGGCGUCAAGUAAAGUGGGACCCUUUGAGACUGACAAAUUGGAGGGGCUUGGGAGAAUGGCAAUACAAUUAGUUGUGACAAAUCUGAAUGAGAAACUGGGUGAAGGUGUUGUUUUACCUAGAAUGAGACAAGCACAGCUGGUCAACACAGUCCUGGAGGUGGAAAAGGGCUUCAUAGCAGUCUUCUCAGAUGCUCAGGUGCUGAUGGCAGAUGAAGACUUCAACUGACAAACUGACCCGUCAAAUGAAGGUGCAUCAAGCAAGGACGCUCUACAUCUCAGACUUAAAUUGUUGAUCAAUAAACAUGCUGGAUUUGUGUCUAACACACACAAAGAGCACUUCUGUUUAAAAGUUAAAGCUAAAUGCACCUACCUGACUCCUGAAUAGUUAUUCAUUUACUCAUAAUUAUAUAUCCUUAAUGUCAAAUCAACAAUAAUCAAACCUUCAGUUCAACUUAACUAAUACUGGUGAAGUUGUGUUCUCUCUGUCUGAUCUUCUAUUCACAAAAUAUACUAAAUUAAAUAUUUUUUUAAGCAUUCAGAUGUGUACAGGCUCAUUUGAAUAUAAACCAAGCUGAACAUAGGGUUGCACAUUUUGUCAUUACAGCUUUUCUUCUGUCUUCUACACUUUUCUCCAUCAGUGUGGUAAAUUUGAAAUAGAAGUAUAUAUUUAUGUAUGUAUAUAAAAGGAAACCACAAAUUUGUAUUCUAUUUAUGGUUUGCACCAUCAUUUUGUGCACCACUAUGCAAUUAUCUAUAUUUCCACAAGGGGGCACUUGAUUUAAAUAAUACAAAAUCCUUGGAAAUAAAACAGACAAGGGGACUGA